Messenger RNA from Gadus morhua (Atlantic cod), 787 nucleotides. It is a transcript of the gene s100p, whose product is annotated as S100 calcium binding protein P. Gene Ontology annotation, molecular function: potassium channel regulator activity; calcium-activated potassium channel activity. Gene Ontology annotation, biological process: potassium ion transport; detection of calcium ion. The transcript has 4 exons. NCBI's taxonomy places the organism in Eukaryota, Metazoa, Chordata, Actinopteri, Gadiformes, Gadidae. The record is from RefSeq and is a predicted model, not a curated record. Bases 61 to 762 code for a protein of 233 amino acids. Gene Ontology annotation, cellular component: voltage-gated potassium channel complex; membrane.
UCUGAACCGGUGAGUGUGAACAGUAACGGAGGAGUGCAACUCCCACAUACCAGAGAGAGUAUGUUCCUCUGGGCAGGAAGUAAGGGCCCUCAAGGAGGAAGUGAGAGGAGACCUAACUACCGUAAGAGCCGCGAUUACGACGUGCUGGACAAAAGGAAAACGGUCACGGCUCUGAGGGCUGGGGAGGACCGAGCCAUCCUGUUGGGUCUGGGCAUGGUGCUGGUCUCUUUCAUGAUGUACUUUGUCCUGGCCAUCACCGUACUGCGCUCUUACUCUGACAGCGUGUGGACAGAGGAAUCGAGAUGCGUCAUCGUGAACGCCACCAUCGUGUGGGACGUAAACUGCUCGUUCAGCUGCGGAGCCGAGUGCUGGAAGAGCUCCCGUUACCCCUGCCUCCAGGUCUACGUCAGCCUCAACUCCUCGGGGAAGGUGGUGCGCCUGUCCCACAACGAGGAGAGCCAGGACAGGAACCCUGAGUGUUUCUAUGUGCCAAAGUGCCAGAAGGACUACGCCGCGACGCACGCCACGGUCUUGAACAUAUCCGAGCGCCUCCGCUCCCAGCGCACCGUGCUCUGCUUCGUGGACCCAGACGACCGGGCGGACAACGCCAUCCUGACCCAGAUCUACGGCCAGGUGGCGGUGUUCCACUCCCUCUUCUGGCCCACCUGCACCUUCAUCGUGGGCAGCAUCAUCAUCGCCAUGGUCAAGCUCACCCAACACCUGUCCGUCAUGUGCGAGCAGCUGAGCCGAAUUAAAAGAUGAGGAUUGAAUGCACCCUCCCGGGCGC